UGGUCUCCGUGUUGUUUACCUGCACUGACUCAUCGCUGCUCUCGGAUCUGGUCGCUAAACUGAGCUGCUCGCUGAAUAAAUCUCCGCGUCGUUUCUUUGAGUCGCAGUUUGGACUCGUUGCUGUCGAAGUUCAGCAUGUCGUCUUUGGAAGUUCUCGGUGUGCAGCUUCCAGCCGCAGAGAACCCGGUGAAGAUGGUUAAAUCCACCGCAGCAGGUCCGAGGAGAGCUGCUCUGGGAGAGAUCACCAACUACACUGCAGCAGCAGUCAACACGAAGAGGCCCGGACGAGCCAAAGCAUCAUCCAAACCGUCUUGUGCCCAGAACACUCGACCCAUCUCGGUCCCGGUGGUGCAUCCAGUAGUCCAGGUCCCAGCUCCUGCAGACCCUCUCCCCUCCGUCUCAGAGGAGUCGGCUGACGUGUCCAUGAAGGAGGAGGAGGCGCUGUGCCAGGCUUUCUCUGAGACGCUGCUCACCGUGCAGGACGUGGACGAGCAGGACGCAGACCAGCCGCAGCUCUGCUCACAAUACGUCAAAGACAUCUAUAAAUAUCUCCACGUGCUGGAGGAGCAGCAGGCUGUACGAGCCAACUACAUGCAGGGUUACGAGAUCACUGAACGCAUGCGAGCGCUUCUGAUCGACUGGCUGGUCCAGGUUCACUCCAGGUUCCAGCUGCUGCAGGAGACUCUGUACCUCACAGUUGCAGUCCUGGAUCGAUUCCUCCAGGUCCAGCCGGUCUCUCGCAGGAAGCUGCAGCUCGUCGGUGUGACCGCCAUGCUGGUGGCCUGUAAAUACGAGGAGAUGUACGCGCCAGAGGUCGGAGACUUCGCCUACAUCACUGACAACGCCUUUACAAAGGCUCAGAUUCUGGAGAUGGAGCAGGUGGUCCUGAAGACCCUCAACUUUGAGCUCGGACGUCCUCUUCCUCUACACUUCCUCAGACGGGCUUCCAAGGUGGCCGAUUCUGAUGUAGAGAGACACACUCUGGCCAAGUAUCUGAUGGAGUUGACCCUCAUCGACUACAACAUGGUUCACUAUCGGCCCUCUGAGAUCGCUGCUGCCGCCCUGUGUCUCUCCCAGCUGCUGCUCGAAGGACUGCCGUGGUCUGCCACACAGCAGCACUACUCGACCUACGACGAGGCCCAUCUGAAGCCCAUCAUGCAGCACAUCGCCAAAAACAUUGUGAUGGUGAACGAGGGGAGGACAAAGUUCCAGGCUGUGAAGAGAAAGUACUCGAGCAGCAAGCUGAUGAAGAUCAGCCUCAUCCCUCAGCUGCAGUCGUCCAUCGUCAAGAACAUGGCUGCUCUGCUCAACAAUCCCUGAAGCUAACUAACUUUCACCAGAGGAUGUUUCACUUGCACUUUAUUUUUAGAUCACUGUGGAGAAACUUGACUAGUUUUUAAUAAAAUGUUUUUAUAAUUUUUGAUUCAAGCUUUGUGGUUUGUUGCUUUUAAUCGUUCGUGUUUGAUGCGCCGGCGUGGAGACAUUUGUACAGCUUCCAGUCAGAAGUUGUUUGCAACGAAGUUCUUAGUAAAUUCUCUAAAGUUCGAAGAUUUUCUCACUACAUGGUUUUAUUUCAGCUUUAGUCUUUUUCGGGACAUGUGCCUUAUUUUUGUUUGUCUUAAAUAUUAUGUUUUGUUCUGUGCUUUAGUUGAAUCUUGUUUACAUUGUGCCUAAUUUGCAUUUAUGGUGUACAUUGAUUUGAUCUCUGACUUGUGUCUACUUUUGUCCAUAAAGCUAAAUAAAACACUUCAAAUACUCUGA
Acanthopagrus latus (yellowfin seabream) is the source of this 1761-nucleotide messenger RNA. RefSeq names its product G2/mitotic-specific cyclin-B2-like. Lineage: Eukaryota; Metazoa; Chordata; Actinopteri; Spariformes; Sparidae. Gene Ontology annotation, biological process: mitotic cell cycle phase transition; regulation of cyclin-dependent protein serine/threonine kinase activity. The coding region runs from base 136 to 1320 and encodes 394 amino acids. The transcript is spliced from 8 exons. Gene Ontology annotation, cellular component: nucleus; cyclin-dependent protein kinase holoenzyme complex; cytoplasm. The record is from RefSeq and is a predicted model, not a curated record. Gene Ontology annotation, molecular function: cyclin-dependent protein serine/threonine kinase regulator activity.